This is a messenger RNA of Trichosporon asahii var. asahii CBS 2479, 2166 nucleotides long. Its product is annotated as protein regulator of cytokinesis 1. The transcript has 5 exons. NCBI's taxonomy places the organism in Eukaryota, Fungi, Basidiomycota, Tremellomycetes, Trichosporonales, Trichosporonaceae. The record is from RefSeq and is a predicted model, not a curated record. Gene Ontology annotation, molecular function: microtubule binding. Gene Ontology annotation, biological process: microtubule cytoskeleton organization; mitotic spindle midzone assembly. Gene Ontology annotation, cellular component: spindle; cytoplasm; mitotic spindle midzone. Bases 1 to 2166 code for a protein of 721 amino acids.
AUGAUGGAUGUCACAACGCACAUCGCCGAACAGAUUCCAAUACUCCAGUCACUCCACACACGGCUAGGGCUACCGGACAAUAUACUCGCAGAAGACAUGGCUAGAAUCGAUGCUGCUGUUCGUACCGCCAUUCAAUCUGUCGUUCGCUCUCGUGAAGAUGAAGUUGCGUCAUGGGAGGAGAAGAUCAAUGAUGAGAAGCGAGUCAUCCACUGUAUCGCCAAGGCAGUCGGAGACAGAGGAAGGAGUGCGCUUGCAGAGGAGAGGCGGGAAACGAUGGUACCUGCUUCAUUGCCAGCUCAACAUGAGCGUCUGGUCCGCCAGACCAAGGAGCUCGAGCAGGUGUACGAAGAGCGCCUCGCAAAGAUCGAGGAGAUGAUGACGACCCUCGAGAAGCUGUCGCUAUUACUCGGGCCGCCGUACGACCCCCCUGCGCCCCUGAAAGAGGUUCCGGAAAGCGCGACGUUGCCUCCUCGAGCGGUGCCGCGUCGGUCAACCCUGGCACCGCCGAUGGUCGCACCAACGACCAAUGUGAACAAACGCCACUCGGCUCGAAACACCACUCCACAGCCAGAGAUACCUCUACAGCCCCAGGUUUGGCUGGACGUCGGCGAGGAUGUUAUGGGGACCCUCGAGAAGGCAGUCUCCGAGGCGCUUGCUGAAAGGGACACCCGCCUGGAAGAACUGGAGACGGAUUUCGGUCACCUGGUCUGGUUUGCCUCGGAGCUCGAUCUGCCGCCUCUGCCAACAGGCCCGCUUGACGAGUUCCCAGAGCGACUCUUGCCGCCAUCGGACAUGGAAGAGACGCCAGGUGCGCACGAACGAUACACAAAGCUUCUUGCAUCGAUCUUGGCCGUCAACGAGCCGUGGGAUGGAGACGAUGACGCGGACGCGCCGGAGAUUCAGGGCAUGGAUGGCAUUGAGCCCGAGAUUGGGCUCAUGAAGUGGGUCGCGUGGAUCGCGGAACUCUGGGGCGAAGAGAAGGAGAUAAGAGAUGCUCAGUGUCAGGAGCUCUACGAGCAGAUCGAACCGUUGUGGGAGCGCCUCAAGGUCGACCCAGAUGAGAUUCAAAAGUUCAUCGACGAAAACCGGGGUAGUGGUGAGAACACGUAUCUUGCAAAGGAGCUCCAGCGUGUUCAGGAUCUCCGCAAGAGUUCCCUGAGUGAGCUCUUCGUCGAGGUCCGGCAGGAGAUCGCCAAGCUCCAAAAUCAUCUGCUCCUCAACAAAGGUGAGGGAUCAACACCCGACGCAUUGAACAACGAGGAGUACUCGGAGGAGCUAUUGAAGGAAGAAGAGGACGAGUGCCAGCGCCUGCGCGACGAGGUCAACGCCAAGGGCCCUGUGUUGAAGAAGGUUAAGGAGUGGAUUCAACUGAAGAAAGACGAGGUGAAGCUGAGCACGAUCGAGGCUGACCCCGAUCGUUUCAAGAAAGCGCGCAAUAUGCUGGAGGAAGAGAAGUUGCGGAAGCGCGUUGAAAAGCUGAAGCCCAAGAUAGAGGCGCAGCUGCUCGCAACCUUGCCGGCGUGGGAAGAAGAGCACGGCGGACCCUUCCUGGCUCACGGCGAACGCGUGGUCGACAGCAUCCAAAACGCGAUCGCAGAGAAGGCGAAAGCGAGGGACGCAAAGAAGAAUGCCAGGAUGGGCCUCGCGCCCCGCGCCGCGAGUGUUAGAGCCACUCCUGCGCAGCCUGCAAGCCGCGUUGUCAGCAGUACAGCGCGCUCCGUGUCUAACACAACGCGGAAGCGCGAUGCGCCGACGCCAUGUCCCCCGGGCGGAAACGGGAGCACGCUGAAGCGCUCGCGUAUUGGCCAACCAUCUAGCCGAUCGACAUCCUCUCGCCCACGAGCAGGCGGCAUCCCCCGCAUGACAGCUGCUACGCCGACACCAGCCUCCGGCGGCCGCGCUUUCGGCCAGCCAGCUCUCGGCGCGCUUGCCAACGGCAACACACCGCAGAUGACGGGCCCGGAUCCGUUCAAGUCUCGGCCCAUCACCUCCCACCUCAUCAAAUCCCGCCCCCCUGGCUCAUCCCGCCGGCCCCUCUCCGCGAAGAGCAGGACAAGCUUCAAGCCGCGCCCGAGCUUAGCAGCUGGUCUGCUGCGCGGCGUGGACGUACUGGAGGCGGACGAGGCGGGCGAGGCGGGCGAGGCGGAGGUCGACAAUGUGUACUAG